Cyanidioschyzon merolae strain 10D is the source of this 1311-nucleotide messenger RNA. RefSeq lists its product as hypothetical. Gene Ontology annotation, biological process: endoplasmic reticulum tubular network organization. Gene Ontology annotation, cellular component: endoplasmic reticulum tubular network. The record is from RefSeq and is a predicted model, not a curated record. Lineage: Eukaryota; Rhodophyta; Bangiophyceae; Cyanidiales; Cyanidiaceae. The transcript has a single exon. Bases 1 to 1311 code for a protein of 436 amino acids.
AUGGGUUUUCUAUGGUGGUUGGGUAUGGGAUCAAGUCGUGAACCGCGCGAGAGUCGCCGACUAGCGCGUCUCGAGAAGCGCAUAUCGGUUCUCAGUGGUCGACUCGAGGCUUGGCGACGACGGAAAGAGCGAACGCUAGCCGCCUUCCGCCUUUACGCCUUCUUCUUUGUGUGCAUCUGGACUGCUUACGCCUUUACUUUCAAUGACUUGUUGUUUCUGGGGGCAUUUGCGAAUAGCAGGCUCAGGGCUGUUCUCGUGCUGUCGACGAGUGGUGGUGCAUACCUCUUUUUGUACAAGAUCGCUUCGCUCUGGUAUCGUUGGCGCAUCGAGUCCGCCGAGGAGAGACUUGCCAAGUAUCGGGAAGAAAAGGCCGAGCUUUUAGAACAGCUGAAAGAAAGCACCCGGUUCUACGAGACAAUAAAGCUGCUGGAGAAGUACGGUGGUGUACCGGACGCGCUUCGCCCGAUCAGCAGCGCGGAAGAGUCGAGGGCAGCGUCUCCAACGGCAACAUCUGGCACACCUGGAGCAGUGCGGGCACCUGGAGAGCAAGAAACAGCUUCCAGCUCGGGCGUUGCAUCACCUAGCGCAGGCACGAGUGGUUCUCCGAGAAGCUCUACAAUUGCCCGCUUGACCAACCGCGUCGUUGAUGUCCUAACCAAGGACGAAGAGGACUGGGAUGAGCCCCAGACUGCCCGUGAAGCGUUCCUUAUAGGACGCCUGCGCGAAAUGCGGGAAGCGCUCACACGUGAGCACAGCCAGCGUCUUCAGCUGCAACGUGCCCUCGAGAGCCUCGAACGGCAGCUGUGCGACUUACGGUCGCCGUCACAUCCAGAGCCUGCAGCAUGCCCUUCGGAUCCUUCUAAUCUGGAAAACAGGCGGAUACCAGAGAACAAUCCCGAGACUUCUGGCAGAGGUGUGAAGGCGGCAGCAGUCACCCUGUCCACGAGCAAGGCUGGUUCUCUUCAUAUGGAGGACGCGGGCGUGUCACCGAUCACUGGUCAUGGACAGCGACGUGGCGUCUUGAAUAAUUCCCCAACUGAGCCGGUGUCGCGAGCACAGCUCAACGACGAACCCAUGGAUUCAGUAUUGAGCUCCAGCGUGGAUAGGUCAGCCCUGUCGCUGCACAAAUCGAACGAGGAUGAAUCCGAAAUCUGUGCACAGCGCAGCGGGCAUCCACGGCAACCCAGCACUGAGCAGAGCGGUACUCCCAUUGGGCACGGCCCAUCGAGCGGAUCGCGGAACGAGUCGCCUCUGCAGACGAUGCAAAAGCUCCGCCGCCAGCGCCUAAACCCUUCUCGUACAGAGCGCUAA